UAAAUGUAGGCAUCCUGUCCUUCCAGAAUCACAUCGAAGAUUCGACAGGCAUUGGAACUGCGAGACUGGGCGAACAACAGAUCUUCAACAAAUCUUUUCGAGUAGAUCCUUCUUUGACUUCAAAAGUGAACAUGGGCCGACUGUUCUUGCUUCUGGCAUUCGCUGCUGUUGUCGGGCUUGUUUCUAGCCUUCCGGCAUGCACGGAUGAUCCAAAGGGGACGAACUACAGAGGGGAUUUAUCUGUAACUUUGAGCGGUAAAACAUGCCAAUCUUGGACAUCUCAGACCCCUCAUGGACACAGCAGGACACCCGACAACUACCCGGAUGCAGGCCUUGGAAACCACAACCACUGCAGAAACCCUGACGGGGCCUUCACUGCAUGGUGUUACACUACUGAUCCCGAUCGCCGAUGGGAAUAUUGUGCCAUUGGUGAUUUCAGUCGACAAUGCACAGAUCCUGAGUACUAUGAGGAACCCAGUGGCACCGAUUACCGGGGAUACGUCUCUACUACAAGGACCGGACUCGAAUGCCAGGCAUGGACUUCCCAGAGUCCUCAUGGACACUCUCGCACUCCUGAAAACUACCCUGAUGCUGGCCUGGGUAACCACAACUACUGCCGCAACCCUGACAACUCGGACUUUGCCUGGUGCUACACAACCGACGCUGGCACUCGCUGGGAGUACUGCAACAUCGGGUUGCCAGCAUUUGAUGAAGACUACCUGGUAUACUGUGUGGGAUCGCCUUCUAAUUCAAACAUUAUAAAUGUAGGCAUCUUGUCUUUCCAGAAUCACAUCGAAGAUUCGACAGGCAUUAGAACAGCGAGACUGGGCGAGCAACAUAUCUUCAACAAAUCUUUUCGAGCAGAUCCUUCUUUGACUUCGAAAGUAAACAUGGACCGACUGUUCUUGCUUCUCGCACUCUCUACUGUUGUCGGGGUUGUUUCUAGCAUUCCGGCAUGCACGGAUGAUCCAAAUGGGACAAACUACAGAGGGGAUUUAUCUGUAACUUUGAGCGGUAAAACAUGCCAAUCUUGGACAUCUCAGACCCCUCAUGGCCACAGCAGGACACCCGAUAACUACCCGAAUGCAGGCCUUGGAAACCACAACCACUGCAGAAACCCUGACAGGGCCUUCACUGCAUGGUGUUACACUACUGAUCCCGAUCGCCGAUGGGAAUAUUGCGCCAUUGGUGAUUUCAGUCGACAAUGCACAGAUCCUGAGUACUAUGAGGAACCCAGUGGCACCGAUUACCGGGGAUACGUCUCUACCACAAGGAACGGACUCGAAUGCCAGGCAUGGACUUCCCAGAGUCCCCAUGGUCACUCUCGCACUCCUGAUAACUACCCUGAUGCUGGCCUGGGUAACCACAACUACUGCCGCAACCCUGACCGCGAAGACUUUGCCUGGUGCUACACAACCGACCCUAAUACUCGCUGGGAGUACUGCAACAUCGGGUUACCAGCAUUUGAUGAAGACUAAUGAGGGAGUCAGUCAUGAAGAUUUAUUGUCUUCUUAAAAUAUCAGAUACUGGUUGUGUGGGGAUGUGUUUCUGGAAAUAUAUCAUGGUCAUAGAUAUUCAUUUCUGCACAUCUCUUGAAACAAGUUUAGUUUAGUUUAGAGUCAUAGGGUAUUUCGAAGCCACUCCAUUUUCACGUUUUAUUUAUGAUUACCUUAGUUACCAUAGCUACCAUAUUUACCAUAGUCUCCUUGUAAGUCAUGGUGGGUCAUCUUAAUUUUUUCAAUAAUUUUAUUGUAGACUAUUUAGACAAUUAUGUAUUUAUGCAUAGAACAGACUUUUCGUAGUAUUUUCACAUUACCCGGCAUCUUUAUGACAACAUUAUUAUGAAAAUAGUACUCUACCAGAUUUGCUUUUUUAUCGUCUCAUCUAAUGUCAGUUGAUUUGAAUAUUAACAAAUACACAUUAUCUUAAAUGAGUAGCAGAUCGUGAAAGUGUACACUUAAAAUGCUUUUUAUGUUACAGUAAACCAUUUAACUUUCAUAGAAUAUUCUUGAUAACUAAAUUAAGGUGAGUCUGUCCCUACAGGGAAGGGGGUUUUUUUAUCUUUCGCUAUUGAUUUAUCGCCACAUCUAUCUGUUAAAGCUAUAAAACACAAUUAAAUCAUUUCAAACAU
Messenger RNA from Lytechinus variegatus (green sea urchin), 2131 nucleotides. RefSeq names its product apolipoprotein(a)-like. Gene Ontology annotation, molecular function: signaling receptor binding; endopeptidase activity. Lineage: Eukaryota; Metazoa; Echinodermata; Echinoidea; Temnopleuroida; Toxopneustidae. Bases 132 to 1478 code for a protein of 448 amino acids. The transcript is spliced from 8 exons. The record is from RefSeq and is a predicted model, not a curated record.